AUGGCGACUCGUGCAUUUUCAAGAUCAAAGUUCGCAAUUUUCUCCUCAAUACUCCUUCGUGGCCUAAAAAGAACAACCACCGAAGAGACCCCACUGCUUCGAAAAUUCAGAAUUCCAGAAUCAGAAAUCGAGUCGUGGAAACCCAUUUGUGGGUUUAGGCUAUACCACGAUGGGAGGCCGAGAGGACCGCUUUGGAGGGGCAAGAAGCUGAUUGGCAAAGAAGCGCUUUAUGUGAUAUCGGGUUUGAAGCGGUUCAAGGAUGACGAUGAGAAGCUUGGCAAGUUUAUAAAGAACCAUGUUUUGAGACUCUUGAAGAUGGAUUUGAUUGCUGUUCUCACUGAGCUUGAGCGUCAAGAAGAGGUCAAUUUGGCAAUUAAGGUGUUUAAUGUGAUUCGAAAGCAAGAUUGGUACAAUCCUGAUGUCUAUCUGUAUAAAGACUUAAUCAUUUCAUUAGCAAGAUCUAAGAAAAUGGAUGAUGUUAUGCUGCUGUGGGACAGCAUGAAAAAGGAGGAUUUAUUCCCUGAUUCUCAAACAUAUACAGAAGUUAUUAGGGGUUUUUUGAGCUCUGGUUCUCCUGCCGAUGCAAUGAACAUAUAUGAAGACAUGAAGAACUCUCCAGAUCCACCAGAGGAGCUACCAUUCCGUAUUUUGUUGAAGGGGCUUCUACCACACCCCCUUUUGAGAAACAGAGUCAAGCAAGACUUUGAGGAGCUCUUUCCUGAACAGCAUGUGUAUGAUCCUCCGGAAGAGAUAUUUGGGCUUCAAUUCAUUUCUCACUUUAUUGGAGGAGGUUGGAACGUAAAAUUGCUAUUCUUCUUUAGAGCAUCGAAGUUCGGAGCUCUUGAAACCCAAUGUCUAGGGAAGCUUAAGACGCCCUCGGGAUUUUUAGGUGGCGAAACACUGUUGCUUUACCGUGCAAAGACCAAAUUUAGCGAGGUAGACAAUGGAAUCGUGAAAGUUUAA
This is a messenger RNA of Prunus armeniaca (apricot), 963 nucleotides long. NCBI's taxonomy places the organism in Eukaryota, Viridiplantae, Streptophyta, Magnoliopsida, Rosales, Rosaceae. The record is from the annotation of a GenBank genome assembly.